GCUGCCAAGAACAGGUCUGCAAAGCGUAUAUCAUCCAUCAUGUCUGGACGUGGUAAGGGAGGCAAGGCCCGCUCCAAGGGAAAGAGCCGAUCAUCCCGUGCAGGGCUUCAGUUCCCUGUCGGCCGUGUGCACCGUUUCCUGCGCAAGGGCAACUAUGCCAACCGCGUCGGUGCCGGCGCCCCAGUCUACCUGGCCGCCGUGCUGGAGUACCUGACCGCUGAGAUCCUCGAGUUGGCCGGCAACGCUGCCCGUGACAACAAGAAGACCAGGAUCAUCCCCCGUCACCUUCAGCUGGCCGUCCGCAACGACGAGGAGCUGAACAGGCUGCUGGGCGGUGUGACCAUCGCUCAGGGAGGUGUGCUGCCCAACAUCCACGCCGUGCUCCUGCCCAAGAAGACCGCCGCUAAGAAGUAAAGAGACAACAACUCUCCCCAAAGAACCCCGGCCCUUUUAAGGGCCAACAAAUCCUCCCCAAAGAACUUAUCUUAAACACAUUUCACAGAUCAGGAAUU
This is a messenger RNA of Branchiostoma floridae (Florida lancelet), 512 nucleotides long. RefSeq names its product late histone H2A.2.2. Bases 40 to 414 code for a protein of 124 amino acids. The record is from RefSeq and is a predicted model, not a curated record. Lineage: Eukaryota; Metazoa; Chordata; Leptocardii; Amphioxiformes; Branchiostomatidae. Gene Ontology annotation, cellular component: nucleosome. Gene Ontology annotation, molecular function: protein heterodimerization activity; structural constituent of chromatin; DNA binding. The transcript has a single exon.